AGGAGAUCCUUAGCAUCUCAUCUCAUUAUCUCUAGCUGCUUUAUCCUGUUCUACAGGUCGCAGGCAAGCUGGAGCCUAUCCCAGCUGACUACGGGCGAAAGGCGGGGUACACCCUGGACAAGUCGCCAGGUCAUCACAGGGCCGACACAUAGACACAGACAACCAUUCACACUCACAUUCACACCUACGGUCAAUUUAGAGUCACCAGUUAACCUAACCUGCAUGUCUUUGGACUGUGGGGGAAACCGGAGCACCCGGAGGAAACCCAUGCGGACACGGGGAGAACAUGCAAACUCCGCACAGAAAGGCCCUCGCUGGCCACGGGGCUCGAACCCGGACCUUCUUGCUGUAAGGCGACAGCGCUAACCACUACACCACCGUGCCACCCCAUCCUUAGCAUUAUUAAGGAAAAUAAAGUGCUUGUGAAGACCAUAUAGAAAUCCAUAAAUUUUGUUUUUAUUUAUAUUAUGAAAAAAAAAUGAGACCAAUCCACCUUGCUGCUUACUUGAUCCAUCUUACUUCUGGCUGGAGCUCAUUGCUUCACUUCUGUGGAGGAUGACCCUAUAUGGACAGCCUAAAGAUACACUUUGAAGAUGACUUUGGACAAUUAAUACAAAUAGUUUUGCUAAAAUGGCUUAGGACUGCAGUUGUCAUGAACAGUUUUGCGCUCAAGUCCCCAUCAGUGAACAGCUGAUGACUUUAAAAAAACAGACUUCAUGUCAACUAUAAUGAAUUUCUGGUUACACAAUUGCACUUUUUGACUAUAUAUGACCGUUAUAAAAGUGAGUUGUUUAUAAUCCUGCUAUCUGUUAUUACCCAACUGAGGAUAUGUUCUCUUUUGAGUGUGUUCCUCUCAAGGUUUCUUCCUCAUGGUGUCUCGGGGAGUUUUUCCUUGCCACAAUCACCUCAGUUUUGCUCAUUAGGGAUCAAUUCAUAUGUUUAAAAUUGACUGCACUACAAUGCAUACCACACAGAGGGAAGGUCUGAUUGCAUCACUGAACUCAGACGGACACAAUGAUUUAAAUCUGAAGGGGCUAUUAACAAAUUGCAAAAUGGGAGUAAUUUUAGAAAAAUGGGUUCACCUUCUGGAAAUCUGGAAUUUACCAAUAAGUAUGGCAUUUUAAACAGUGUAAUUUUCUGAAGUUGGCACUACAUGCCACUCCAGUCCAAUAGGUGGCGGUAAAGCACCUUAAGCUCUCAAAUAUCAAAGAAGAAAUGGAAAUCCCAUAAUAGACAGUUUGCAUGUAUGUCAUGAAUCUCCCAUGAUGCUCUCCAAUUUUUUUGUGUCUGCCAUCUUUGUGGUAUAGCAUCCAUGGUGACUGAGGAGAGUACAUUGGCGAACUGUAGUUUUUUGCAAAUAUAUCACAAAUUGCGUAAUAGUGACAAGGUCAGAUACAGGGAAAAGAUGAUAGAAUGUUCAGGGAUAGAUCUGUACAGCAAUGUUGUAGAGUAUGAAGACAAUGUACGGAUGUGGCCGAGUGUGAAUUACUCAGACAUUGUAAAUUACCUGGUGUUAACUACUAGCUUCGUCACUGGUACCAAUUGAUGUACAUUAUCAUUUACUGUUUAGCGCAAGUUUACUUUAACCUCCUAAGGCCCAAGCUGUUUUUUUACAUGCAUUUUUUAUUUCUCUUUGCUAUUUGGGCUUAUUAGAACCUGAUUAGAAUAAAAACUAAGCAUCAUCUUUUGAUAAGAUGUACUUUUAGAGAAAAAGUAUGUCCACAUAUGUGGAUUCUUGUUCCGAAUUUCCAUAAAGUGCUGUCCACGCAUGUGACCGCUAAGCCCUAGGAGGUUAAGGAUCUAGUAGGUUCCUGAUGUGGGCAAAUGUUAAAACACAAACCAAAGAAAACCCCAAAACAACCUAAUUAUUGAUGUCUUCUAAGGCAACAUUUUACCGAGCUCAACUACCUACAUUUUACUGGGGCUUUUUGCUAUGCAUUUGUAACUGCAAUAUAAAUUGGAAUAGCGCUUACAUCUAUAUCACUUACAGUAUGUCACAUCUUUAUGUGGCAGAGGGGGGGCCCCCCCUAAAAUUAUGUUCAUCCUGGUGGCAUCCGCAACAUCUGAAAGAGCUUUCUCCACCUUGAAAAGGGCGUUGACGUACCUUCAGUCUUCGAGGACCGAACGACUUUAACUGUACACUGCUACAUGUACAUAAAAAUAUCGUGGACACCAUGGACUUGAAACCUAUUGCUGAUGCCUUCUCGUCUUUCAACAACAAGAGAAUGCGCUACUUUGGUUCCUUCAAUUAAGCAAGGUACAUUUGAACAUUUUAUGUGUAUUUACUCACAUGUAAACACAGUAGAAAGUACCAAACCCAUGGUAAGAGGGUGUUAUCCUCUCAAUGAUACUAAGUAGACAUAAUUACAUUAUAGUAUCAUUGGUUCUGUUUUAUAUAGAAAAAAAUACAUGGACGAAAUGUACUCUAGUAGAGACAUUAAACUUGGUUUUACUCCAGCAAAAUUGGCCUCUCAAAAUGUAGGAAAGAGCGUUUUAAAGUGUUAAAAAUUCCAAAAUUUCCCGAGGGGCAUGCCCACAGACCCCCUAGAUUUGGCGUGCUUUCGACGCAUGACAUGUUGCCCCGCCAUCCAAAACUUCCUGCUGCCAUCUCUGUAUAUAUUUUGUCUAUGGCUCACAUAAACGAUUACGGUAGAAAUAUAAACUUACUCUUUACGAAAUGAUCUGCACAUAUUUGUACCUGGUCUCUUAUAUGUCCGAUUUGUUCAGAUUUGCAAGCCACUGCCUCUGUCGUCUACAGGUUAGGUCUUCCAUUUGGGGUCUUUCUUGCAUUUUAACAGUGGGUAAACUAAACAAUCUGACUCCAGCCUUGGCAGAAUUGUUGGAGCAGCCGAUAACUGCGCAAAUUUGCGGCAUUCCGUAUUAAAGUACUUGUUGCUACGCAUGUGCUAUUCCACAAAGAUGGUGGACACAGCUAAAUCAGAGAGGGUCAUGGGACAUGUGACGUAAUGUGCAAACAGUCUAGUCAAGUUUAUUUGUAUAGCGCUUUUAACAAUAAACAUUGUCGCAAAGCAGCUUUACAAAAUUUGAAUGACUUAAAACAUGAGCUAAUUUUAUCCCUAAUCUAUCCCCAAUGAGCAAGCCUGUGGCGACGGUGGCAAGGAAAAACUCCCUCAGAUGACAUGAGGAAGAAACCUUGAGAAGAACCAGAAUCAAAAGGGAACCCAUCCUCAUUUGGGCAACAAAUACGUGUGUGUGUGUGUGUGUGUGUGUGUGUGUAUCUAUCUGUCUGUCUGUGUGUUUUAUUUACCAGCUGGGAGGUCCGUAUCGUGAAAUACCAUGACCAAGGUCUUGAAAGUACUGAACGAGGCCCUCUGGGCCGAGGUCAUGGUAUUUCACGAUACGGACUGACCUUAAGCUGGUAAAUAAUAUAUUUAUUUUUUUCUUUACCAAAUUCUAACAGAAAACGAGAGUGCCCGAAAGAGAAAACCAAGCUGAGUCGCCAUUUUGAAUCCUCAUUCACGGCUGUAAUGCAAAUGGCUUCCUCCUCGGUAUACAAGUGCACUUCCAUGGCAGGAAAAAAACUACAUUUUGCCGCCUAUGUAGUCCCCUAUUUAUACAAAUAGGAGUCAUUCAGGAUUCAGUCAUGUUUUUGCUCGGUGUUGGCAGCAGUUAUAGGUUUUUAGUAGGGUUGUCCCGAUCCGAUUGCAUGAUCAGAAAUCGGCCCCGAUCACGUGACUGUGGACUUGAUCCGGACUCGGGCUUUAGGUUCCGAUCAGGUAUCGGAUAAACUGAGGCGCGGGAUUUGCUGCUAUGUCUGCUGUGUGGAGAUAUUUCUGAGUGAACGAGGAGAACGAUGCCAUAGCAAACUGUGAGCUUUGCAAACUCGGGAUCUCGAGAGGUGGGAAAACAAAGGGUGCGUUUAACACAACUAAUUUAAUAAGACACCUAAAAAACAAGCACCCGACCCAGUACAACGAGUUCAGUGUGGCAAACAAGCCAACCAGCCAGCCAACACUCGAAGAAACUUUGAAAAGGAAAGAGAAAAUGGCCAGCGACAGUAAUAAGGCAAAACAAAUUACAGAAAAGAUUGCCCAAAUGAUAGCGAUGAGUGACCAACCAUUCUCCCUGGUAGAGGACGCUGGAUUUCUCCUGCUUUUAGAGCACCUGGAACCUAGGUACAAUAUGCCCUCACGUCACUACUUCGUUGAAAAAGCACUGCCAGCACUACAGAAAAAGAUCCGUGACAAGCUACUUGUGCAAUUAGCAGAGGCGUCUGAUGUCGCGUUUACCACAGACAUCUGGAGUUCCUCUGUGUGUCCAAUGUCAUUAUUAAGUCUCACUGCGCAAUGGGUAGACAGCAAGUUUGUUUUACGUCGUGCGACCUUGCAUGUCAGGGAAUUCCGUGGAUCCCACACAGCAGAACGUAUCCAGCAGGCGAUAGAAGAGAUGCUAAACAACUGGGGAAUCGACAAAAAACGAGUACAUGUCAUUUUGCGCGAUAAUGCUGCAAAUAUGAAGAGAGCCAUGCUGGAUUUGGGAGUACAGAGUGUGGGCUGUGUCGCGCAUUCUUGUCAGCUCGUUGUGCAUGAGGGCCUGCUUUCACAGCGUAGUGUCACAUACGCACUAGCCAACGCGAGGAAGAUUGUAGGCCAUUUCAAGCACUCGCCGCUGGCCUACUCCCGUCUGGAAGACAUACAGAUGGACUUGAACAUGGAUGUCAAGCGCCUGAAGCAAGAUGUACAGACAAGAUGGAACAGCAGCUAUUACAUGCUGCAGAGUCUGCUGGAACAAAAACGGGCUCUCAGUGUGUAUGCUGCUGAGCGCACCCUACCAGCAACACUGACUGCCCACCAAUGGGAGCUCAUGACAAAGACAGCAGAGGUUCUCGCUCCCUUUGAAGAACUGACCAGAGAUGUGAGCAGAGAGACUGCAUCUGCAGCUGAUGUUAUUCCUACCAUCACUGUCCUCAGACGUGUCUUGUCUCGUGAGGAUGACCAUGACCAGGGGAUCAGGACCAUGAAGAGGACUCUCCUGGAGGCAGUGGAGAAGCGCUUUGCUGAUGUGGAAACAGAACCCAUCUUCUACAUGGCCACGCUACUAGACCCCAGAUACAAAGAUGGUUUCUUCAACAAGGCAGGCCACCUGACGCUUGCCAAAGACAAUCUCAUCCAGGAGGUGGCGAAGAUGGAGGAGAGGAGGGCCACCAGUGAAGAGCCAGAGGCCACAGCAGAGCCAGUGAGCAAGUCCCCAUGUUUUGAAGGAUGCAGCAGCCUGGCCAGUGCCUUUGAGGAGAUCUUGCAAGAGAGGCAGUCACAGGCCCGGUCAGUGAGUACCACAUCAGCAGAGGUGCAGGUGCAGACCUACUUCUCACAGCAAACCACCCCCAAGAGGAGCAAUCCUCUUCAGUACUGGAAGGAUCAUGCUGCUCAGUUCCCAUCACUUGCUGCUGUUGCUACCAAGUAUCUCUGUGCCCCCUGCAGCUCUGUGGACAGCGAAAGACUUUUUAGUGCUGUCGCAAAUGUCCUUGAUGAGAAAAGGAACCGGCUCUCAUCUGACCAUGUUGAGAUGCUAAUUUUCAUCAAGAAAAACAUACAUACUAUUUUGUAAAUGUAGAGAAGGAGAAUACGAGUUAGAUUGAAGUUCCAAAAAGCACAAUACAGGCCUGACUUGAUUGCAGUAACUUUUAUUUGCGCAUUUAUUUGCAUUUGAUAUUUUGAUGCCAUGCCUAUUUUUAAGUUAAGCAGCUAUUUGUUUUAAUACUAGACUAUUGAGUCUUUAAUGUUGCACUAGGUUCUAAUGUUGCACUAUUCCUAAUGUGAAGAAAAUUUUAUUCUAUUUCUGAGUUGUUCUGACUUGAGACUGUAAUUCAACCUACCUCAUAGAAGUUGGUGGAAAAAAAUAAAAA
Messenger RNA from Neoarius graeffei (lesser salmon catfish), 5866 nucleotides. RefSeq names its product zinc finger BED domain-containing protein 4-like. Bases 4006 to 5568 code for a protein of 520 amino acids. The record is from RefSeq and is a predicted model, not a curated record. Lineage: Eukaryota; Metazoa; Chordata; Actinopteri; Siluriformes; Ariidae. The transcript has 4 exons. Gene Ontology annotation, molecular function: protein dimerization activity.